UGUUCGGCGCGAAAUAUACCCAACUCUGUCGGGUACGUACAGUGACGUUUGGCGAUCAACGUGGUGCCAUGACAAGCAAAAGCGUGAUGUUGCGGUCAAGUCAGUGAAAAUUCCAUUUUUGAAUGAGGAUGAGAAAAAAACUAAUGGUUAAAGUAUCAUCUUGGGCGCAUUUACUUCACAGGAACGUUUUGCCACUAUAUGGAAUUGCGCACGGUUUUGGGCACUUUCCGUCACUGGUGACGCCUUGGGUGAACGAGGGGUCGUUGAAUGACUUUAUCGCUGAUCAUCAUUUGUCACUGGGAGGCAAGUUGGAUCUCGCCAAACAGGUAGUAGCUGGCCUUGGCUAUCUACACGCUCAUUCUAUUGUACACGGAGAUAUCUCUGGAUUCAAUAUCCUGGUGGACCAUGAGGGUAGAGCACAGUUAUGCGACUUCGGAGUCAUGUCGUUGCUCGCAGAAAUCCCAUCUUUGGCACAGCCAUCUGGAGGUAUCCGCUCUGCAGUACGAUGGACCGAUCCUCAGUUAUUCGAUGUCCAAAAAGGCGUAAUCAAUCCAUGCAUCCCAACGGAGCAGACUGAUAUCUAUUCAAUAGGCAGUGUUCUCCUGCAGUUGCUCACAGGAUCAAUACCUUACUACGAUAUCAAGGAUAACAUCCGUGUCCUUAUAUUAUCUUCGAGAGGCGUAAAACCCAAAUGUCCUCCAGAAACGAACGUCACUAGUGCACAGUGGAGUUGUAUUCAAAGAUGUUGGUCUCCUUGCGGACUUGCCAGUCGUCCAACUAUCGAGGAAAUAGAUGAGUUUCUCGAGUCUGAGCUACGGAUGGCAGGUAUGCAUUAGCGCACUUGAAUUCCAGUACGUACAUCCACACGUUUCAUAACGCACUCCCAGACAGAAUAUUUCAUGCAGACUGUAUUUUGCUGUACUGCUAGCUUUUUUC
Suillus plorans is the source of this 936-nucleotide messenger RNA. RefSeq names its product kinase-like domain-containing protein. The record is from RefSeq and is a predicted model, not a curated record. Gene Ontology annotation, molecular function: protein kinase activity; ATP binding. The transcript has 7 exons. Lineage: Eukaryota; Fungi; Basidiomycota; Agaricomycetes; Boletales; Suillaceae. Gene Ontology annotation, biological process: protein phosphorylation. Bases 123 to 836 code for a protein of 237 amino acids.